Messenger RNA from Knipowitschia caucasica, 552 nucleotides. NCBI's taxonomy places the organism in Eukaryota, Metazoa, Chordata, Actinopteri, Gobiiformes, Gobiidae. The record is from the annotation of a GenBank genome assembly.
AUGAUGAUGGAUGUACAGAAUGUUGCUUACGGUCAACAGAAAGUAGCAGCCCGUGCUCACCCUGCCAUGAUGCCUAAUCCCACAGGUGUGCACAUGCCCCUCUUAAGCCCAACACAGAGGGCAUCCAACCCGGACCCCCCGAUGGUCUCGCAACUAGACCUUCACCAGGAGGAGGAUGAGUGCGGGCGGGCCCGCCUGUGUGAGGAGGGCCGAAUUGGUGGAGGACCUCCGCGCCGAGGUCGAGAGUCUGAAGAGGGAAGUGGCGGAGCUCAGGGGCGCCAGGGCAGAAGAGGCGGGACCCUCAACCCGCCAGGGGAGGAGUCGGGCGCCACCCAAAACCCCGAGCAUCAUUCUUUGCAAUUGGAUGAGGAGAUGGAGGGAGAGCAGGUCCAGGAGGAGGAGGAGCAGGUCCAGGAGGAGGAGGUCCAGAAAGGGAAAGAGAAAAAGGAAGAGGAGGACAAAAUGGAGGAUAUCACAAAACAGGAUCUGGAGAACAUCCGCCAAAAUGUGGCCCUCAUCGCUGCGGACAAAAGCGAAAAAAAAGAAGUAUAA